GUUUUCUUGGCUACGCAGAAGGACAAUGGCAGGCAACAGUCAGCUUUGCAUUCGACGUUGGACUACCAAGAAUGUGGCCAAGUGGCUGAAAGAAGAAGGUUUCUGUGAAUACGUGGAUAUUUUGUGCAAUAGACACAGGCUGGAUGGAAUUACGUUACUGACACUCACCGAAUAUGACUUACGAUCCCCUCCUUUGGAAAUCAAAGUCCUGGGAGAUAUUAAAAGGCUCAUGUUGUCCAUACGCAAACUGCAAAAACAACAUAUUGAUGUCCUAGAAGAGCUGGGUUACAGCAGUGAUAGUCACCUUAGCCCCGUGUGUGCUAAUGUCGGCUCCCUUCAAGGUUCAGAUUGGUUUUGUAAUGGUGAGGUUCCUCGGGACUAUGAUGGACCAAUUAAUGACUCAAACGGUGAUCAGUACCAAUACACUAAUGGGAAGAACAAGCACUGCACGCGAAGGCUGGACCCAGAGUACUGGAAGACGGUUUUGAGUUGUGUGUAUGUCUUCAUCGUGUUUGGCUUCACCUCCUUUGUUAUGGUUAUAGUACACGAGAGAGUACCAGACAUGCAAACAUAUCCACCUCUGCCAGACAUAUUUCUAGACAGCGUCCCGAGGAUACCCUGGGCUUUUGCCAUGACGGAGGUGUGCGGUGUAAUUCUGUGCUACAUUUGGCUGUUGGUUCUUCUCCUUCACAAGCACAGAUCUAUACUUCUACGGAGACUGUGCAGCCUCAUGGGGACAGUAUUCUUGCUGCGUUGCAUUACAAUGUUUGUUACCUCGCUCUCUGUGCCAGGCCAGCACCUGCAGUGUACUGGAAAGCUGUAUGGCAACGUUUGGGCAAAACUCCAGCGGGCUUUUGCAAUAUGGAGUGGCUUCGGAAUGACCCUGACUGGAGUACACACGUGUGGAGACUAUAUGUUCAGUGGCCAUACUGUUGUCCUGACCAUGCUCAACUUCUUUGUCACGGAGUAUACACCAAGGAGCUGGAACUUCUUGCAUACUUUGUCCUGGGUCCUGAAUCUCUUUGGAAUCUUCUUCAUUUUGGCUGCACAUGAACAUUAUUCAAUAGAUGUCUUCAUUGCCUUUUACAUCACUACAAGACUCUUCCUGUAUUAUCAUACCUUGGCUAAUACCAGAGCGUAUCAACAGAGUAGGAGAGCAAGGAUCUGGUUUCCUAUGUUUUCAUUUUUUGAAUGCAAUGUGAAUGGUACUGUUCCCAAUGAGUAUUGCUGGCCCUUUUCAAAACCUACAAUAAUGAAAAGAUUGAUUGGCUGAAGAGCUCAUGGGUUAAUUCAGACUUUUUAUGAAGAAUUAUGGCUAAGACCCUACAAGGCUAGCUGGGGGGAUAUAAAAUAACAUGUAUCACUCUGUGGUCUCCUCCCUCGUGUCUCAUUUUUUGUGCUUCUUGGUCAUAGAAUGGGCUACCCAUACAUCACAGGGACGGGGUUUGGUUUUGCCUAAGCGGAAAGCAAGGCAGGGAUGGGUCAAGGCAAUCACUGAAUCAUGAGUAUGAAUCAGAAGGCUGUUACCGUUAUGAAGUUUCAUGUGAAUGUUUAAGUAACUUCAACCUCAAAUAUGUGCUUGUACUGACCAUAACCUAUCCUUUAUAUGUCCAAAUGUUCUCCGUUAUCUGACAUGUCCUUUUCAUACACCGACUUAAUACUUUACAUUGACUUUCUUUUAGAAGUUAUAAACAGUUUAAUUUUUGAACUGAAAUGAAGUGUAUACUUAAAGAUGGAGGAGUGUUGUGUCAUAAAGAGGGGAGCAGGUGCUCCUUGCUGAAAGGGUCCCUCAGCUGUUAAGUAGCAAGUCUUAAAGCAUAGCUGAGAAUAUAAGUGGUCUGCGUACAGGAUGCCAAAAAUGAGUCUGCCUUGUUGGUGCGUAGUGCUGAUGUGUUCUGUGGGUUGGUUGGUUGUUUUUAAGAGAACUUGUUGAGUCCAGUCUGCCAGUUGUUUAUACAGUUGUUCUAGUACUUGCCAGUCUUCCCUUUACCUUUCAAUAACUGAGUUGGAAAUAAAUACUGCAUCUACUGAAAGUCAAGUUAGCUUUAGUGCUUUUAAAGCCACAAAGUAACUUUCUUCGUGUGGUUUUAAUUGCUUUAUAUCCAGACAUAUGCAUGCAUUUUAUGAGCAGCUCUUUAACACUGGAAAAACAUAAGUUAUCUUCAUGUAAAUGAAUGGGAAAAAUGCAUGUAGUAUCUCAAGAAAAGUGUAAUAGUGAGUUCUGGAGAUAGCCCUCAUAUUGAUCUCUUUGUUUUAAAGUAGGUUUAAUCACUCUGGUGUCAACAAUUUGGUGAGUAUCUCUAGAUAUAUGAACACGAUAUAUUUGGAUACAUGUACACUGUUGUUCCUAGAGCAAGUAUGAAAACAGACUAGUUUUUAAAUUAAGUUGUUCAUUUACGACACUGAAAGAUAAAGUGCUGUAAAGCAGUUUGAGUUACAAAAAUCGCUCUGAGGCUGCAGUGUGUAAGCAGGGGUCGCACCGCUGGUGACUUCUCAUGCAGUGGUUUCUAAGAAGAAAAUAGUGCCAUUGGUGGAAGAGGUUUGUUCUAGUUUAUGGUGAGGGGCUUUAUCCAGACAGGUAAAGGUUGCAGCUCGCUAAAAGUGUGCAGCCCUUUUAAUUAAUUACUGCAGUUUCAGAAGAGGUGGUAUGUGUGGAAGGCAGUGCAAGUCAGCUUGGGAAAGCUGUAUAAAACCUGCCUAGCUUGGUGCAGACCAGCUUAUGACUAUAAUGUACAUAUAUUUGCAUGAAAAACAAUCCCUUUGGUGGAAUCUUGCCAGACAGUUUUGUAUUUGAAGGUUUGUAACCCACUGUGGUCUACUUCUGUGCUCCUUUUAUAAAUCUGGUUUGUACUAGAAAUAAUAACUUUGCAGUCUUCCUCUCUUCAUAAUAUGUUACUUUUGUAACUUAAUUUAACUCCUGUUUCACAGAGGAAUUGUGCAUCUUAGAGUAUUCUCUGUACCAAGUGCAUUGAGCACACACACAUUGUACUGUUCUGCAGACUUUUGUAUUUGUAACAUUCCUAUUUUUAGCAAAAUUGCAAGUAUAAUAAUGUACUGUUCAAUGCACCGCACCCUAACGGCUCCUGCCAUCCCAACGGGGGAAUAUGCUUGUAUUUAACAGCAACAAGAAAGCAAAUAUGUUGUGAAAGACUUGCUCAUUUUUCUGUCCUUACCUUUCUGAUUUAGGAAAGGCAUUUUGAACAUUCCUCUUGAGACUUGAUAGAAGAGUUUUAUUUACUAAUUUAUAUUUGCCUUUGCGAUGCGUGCACAGCUAGGAGUGCUGUUUUAUACUCGUAAACCCUCUGUUUUCACGAUGUGCAGGGCUGUGUUCGAGUUAAAGCAGGAGAARGGUAUGCAGUUGAACUUGCAAAGCUGUUGAUUCUGAAAAGAACCAUGUCAACUGACACACCUAUGUCUGCAUUGAAAAGUUAUUUUGAAACUUAGUCACACAGCACAGUUUUAAAAUAUAGCCCAGUGUAAUAAUGUUUACAUGAAGUAAAGGUAUCAUUUCAAUACUAGUUUUUUAAGUUGAAAUACUUUGAAACUUAAAGCUUCUCUCUGGAUUUGUUUUCUCAAAUUCUUUUAAGGAAAUCAGUGUGAUAAGUCAGCAUUGCCCAUCAGUGUUUUGUAAAAGAAGUGUGUUCCUUUUGUGCUGAUUCCCUUGAGGCUCUAUAUCUGUAUUCAAGAUAAUGCUGAAACAACGUUGGUUUUGAGAGAACUGGUUUGGGUUAAAAUAUUGUCAGGGAAUUGUCGUCUUCAGUGUUAGAAGUUAAUUUUGUCUGUCUGGAAGCACACAAGUGGAAACCUUGAAAUUGUUAUAAGACAAAAUUUGAUUUCUCUUGCAAAAUAGCACGCGUCAGUCCCGAAAGCUGGUAGUUUAAGCUUUACUGUUAGAUAGAAACAAGCCUCAAGUGACUGACAGGCUUAAAAUCUGUGCCUCCUUUUUAAAGAGUCAGGACUAUAAAAGGGUUUUGCUGCCUCUCUGCUGCUGCUGAGCCCUUCUGAGCGAAGGCAGCAGGGUGAUGGUUGGCCUUGGAGGUGACACUGAAUUUGCCUGUGCUCCAUCCCUCUUCCUUCAUUCCUGUCCCAAGUGGAAAAGUCUGACUCUGAAUAACUCUGGGGAUACAAAAGAGAAGGUCAUGCUUUAUUUGCUUUUUCUUGGUAAUUUGGCAAAUCUAGUAAUUUUUGGAACUUUGCGGUAGUCCUCAGCUGUUCUUUAUUGUCCUCAGCUGUUCUUUAUUGCUCUCAGUUCUGCUCCUGCUUGGAGUAGGUGUGUGGACAUGCACACAUAGGCGGUAGGUGCGUGGAUCCUGUAAGUUUACUGCUUGUGAUGAAGCAAACUAUAUGCUUAAGCAAAUCGCUAAUUACUAACUUCAGCGAGGGCUCCCUGUUAAGCCAAGCCAUUAGGAUUGGUGCAGGUGAAUGCUCUGCAUGGUGUACUGAUGCUGUAAUAAGAAUAUAUAAUGCCAUUUCCUUUUCAGUUUACCCUGAUUUAUAUCUGUCAUAAAAGAAGGUGUGUUCCAGGGCAGUUCCUGAUGCUUACUGCCAAAAUGUGUUCUGAGCACUGCCCCCCCCCCCCUUCAAAAAUAAAAAUAGCUUUAAGAAAAAUGCRUCAAAAUGAAGUGCAACAAAAACCUUGACAGUUGUAUUAAGAAGUAGAAAUCAGUGAGGUUAAUUGGAGAAAAAAAUCAGAUGCCAACAUCAAAUAAAAUGGUAUUUGGCAGUAUUAGUCCUUCAGCAGAGAUAACACWACAAGUUUCUGUAUCCUUUUUUUCCCUCUGUACGACUAGCUCUGUGUGGUGUCUCUUACAGUGGCAGAAGGAGUAUCUGAGGGAAAGACAGAACUCCCAAGAUUAACACAAGAAUCUUGCAACAGUUGGUGUUUCUCUUCUUUUAUUAUUAUUUUUAGCAGUGCUUACACACAUCAGUGUUACACUUGUUUCUGUUUAGCUCUUUAGCUUUUUAUGGACUUUUUAAUGUUUGCUGAAGUUUGCAAGCACCAAAUCGUUAAAUAUCUAUCUGGAGAAAUAYCAGAUAUCCCAAAUGUGGGUUUUGUGGACUUAGAGUGUAACAUCAGAAGAAUAACCAGUAAUGACUAUGAUAAAUAGUAUUUCAUUCUGUGCAAGUAGUUUCCACUGAAGAGAGGGGAGAGCCUGUUGGAAUCCUUGAAGGAUGAUUUUGGUUUCAAAUAAUUUAGCAAUAUCUGUAACUAUAAAACUAUCGUAAUCUUGUGGGGGGGGCGUUAUUUGACAAAAGUCCCACUUCUGAGCUAGCAGACACUGUGAAUUAGGUGCAAGUAUAAGACUUCUUGAAUUGGGAAUUAAUUAGUAGGCUGCUGGUGAUCCCUAUAGAUUACUGCUUCUGAUGCCUAUUCGGUGAUGUUACUAUUGCAACUGAAAAAGUAGUUCUGGGGUUGGGGGGAAGUCCUUUGGAGUGAACCUAGAGGUGUCYUGCUCAUCAUUUUGACAAAAAAAACACCCCAAUCCCUUACAACCCUUCAAACCCUGUAACAUUGUGAACACUGAACUUCGCAUAUAGCGUUUUCCUGCAGUAUUUUCUGUUUGUAUCUUAAAUGCAGUGAAUAUAAUGUACGUAACUUAGACGUGCACAUCUUCAAAGCCAGUUUUGUGAUAGGUGUGUAAGACCUCAAGGUGUCAAAUGUGGAGCACAGUAACCUGACCUGUUAGCCAAGUGACUGCGUAGGCAGACUUAACUUAAGACUUAACUGUAACUCAGUUCUGGUGUCUCUCAGUUUUC
This is a messenger RNA of Nothoprocta perdicaria, 5757 nucleotides long. It is a transcript of the gene SAMD8, whose product is annotated as sterile alpha motif domain containing 8. The coding region runs from base 26 to 1273 and encodes 415 amino acids. The record is from RefSeq and is a predicted model, not a curated record. NCBI's taxonomy places the organism in Eukaryota, Metazoa, Chordata, Aves, Tinamiformes, Tinamidae. Gene Ontology annotation, cellular component: endoplasmic reticulum membrane; Golgi membrane. Gene Ontology annotation, biological process: ceramide biosynthetic process. The transcript is spliced from 5 exons. Gene Ontology annotation, molecular function: ceramide cholinephosphotransferase activity; protein binding; sphingomyelin synthase activity.